UCUCACGGUGUAAAUGGUGGCUAAAGGAAUAGCGCCCUGCUAAAGAAUCGUUUCGCGAUAAAUAGUUCCCCUUUUCUCUCCCUCUGUCCCUUUUAUUUCCGUGUUGUGUGUUAAAUCAGUGCGCGCGUGCAUAGAUCUCGUUAAACGGGGCACAGCACAAUUGGAUACAGGAUUUUAUCAUAAUCUUCCGUUAUCUGCCACCUUAAUCCCACAGUAUCGCCAGAUAAUUUGCUUCAUCGAUGGCAGACCACGAUAACACUUACGACGACGAGGAGCUAGUAUCAGCAAACCCGAAUCAGAGGAAUUGGCGUGGCAUUUUGAUAGCUCUGCUCGUGAUUGUUGCGGUCCUAGCUCUGAUCGUGACAUCGGUAGCCCUAUUGACUCCACCGGACGAGGGUCCUAGAGUCCGAGGUGCUCGGUUGCGACUCUCCGAGGUACUCUCCGGAGAAUUAACACCCCUACUUUUCAAUGGAUCGUGGGCGAGCGAACAGCACAUUUGCUACAGAGACGUUUGGGGCGGUAUCUCCCUGUUACAUAUUUCUCAAAGAAACGUAACCUCUCGCAGUUUAAUGCCUAACGAAACUUUUAGGAGACUGAAUCCUGCCAAGUUCUCGUUAUCACCCGAUCGUAAAUACUUGCUUCUCGCGCACAAUGUGAAGAAACUCUUCCGACAUUCGUAUUUAGCGCAAUAUAGGAUAUACGAUGUGAACACACGAGAAAUCAUUCUACUGACUCCUCAUCCAGAGAAAGGAGGCAACCCGUAUCUUUUAUUAGCGCAAUGGACCCCUCGUGGCCACGGACUGGUCAUGGUGCAAGAUUAUGAUAUUUAUUACAUAACUGGCCCCAUGAGUAACACGGGAUACCGAGUUACCAACACAGCGAUCCCAGGUAUUUUGUCAAACGGAUUGCCUGAUUGGCUCUACGAAGAAGAGAUAUUACACUGUGCAGAAGCGAUUUGGAUGUCGUCGGAUGGCCAUAUGAUGCUGUAUGCUUCUUUUAACGAUUCCCUAGUGGAGGAAAUGCAUAUAUCGUGGUACGGAGAAGGGAACAAAGCUCUUUACCCCGACGUACGAUCGUUGCGCUAUCCCAAGCCUGGUACACCGAAUCCUGUGGUGAGACUCUACGUGGCUGAUUUGGCAGACCCGAAGAACAUUCAUACGAAGUUAGUGAAACCGCCACCGAUCAUCGAGAAUACGGAACAUUACUUUACCACGGCUUCCUGGGUGUCUUUAACGGAAGUGUGCAUAACAUGGCUGACACGGGCACAAAACCUAUCCGUCGUAACUAUUUGUAAGAGUCCAAUGUGGCACUGUCAGGAAAUUCAAAGAAUAUCGUCUGAAGAUCAUGGUUGGGUCGACACACCCCCCGAAUCCCCUAUCUUCUCGACAAAUGGCAGCAGUUAUAUUGCCAUAAACCCGGUUAAGGAUGGUCCAAGUGGUUAUUACAAACACAUUGUCUGGGUGAAUGUUGCUAGAAAAUUGGUCGUUCCCCUCACGCAUGGGAAAUUCGAAGUCACCCAAAUAGUGGCGUGGGAUCAGAUAAACAAUACCAUAUACUUUAUAGGUAUUCCAACCAUACGACCGAGUCAAAGACACCUGUAUUACGUGAAAUCGGUAUUGCCUCAUGUAGGCUCGUCUCUACAUCCCGCUGUAUGCAUCACAUGCACAGAAACACCGGAAGGGGGCCGAAAUAAUCAUCGAACAACCGGGUCUCGUUACCACAGCUCCUGGUCUGGCAAUAAUUACAUACACGAUCACUACGAAGUACAAACUGAUAGUACAUCAAACGCGGAGCAACAGGAGCAAAAGGAGACAGUCACGAAGAAACAAAAAUUAAAAGUACAAGCUCCCCCGAAAUUCACCGAAGAGCCUUGUCAAUACUACAAUGCUAUAUUCCCACCGGGCAGUACAAACUAUUUCGUGUUAGAAUGUUACGGACCUAAUAUACCAACAGUUGCUUUAUACAAAACUGAACUUCCUACGCCACGUCUUAUUUACGUACUGCAGAACAAUACUUUAUUGCGUGAAAAAGUUGCCAAUCUCGCGCUUCCACAAGUCAAAACGUUCCCUGUCCAAAUAAGUGGCGGAUACAACGCACAAGUGAGAUUGCAUCUACCGCCUGGGUUGAGAGAAGAUGAAAUCACACGGUACCCUCUGAUCGUGCAAGUGUACGGUGCCCCAGGUUCGCAGUUGGUUACAGACAUGUUUAAAAUAGACUGGAACACGUAUUUGGCCAGCAGGAAAAACAUGAUCGUCGCGCAAAUCGAUGGUAGGGGCAGUGGGGGUCAAGGUUACAAGUUUCUUCACGAAGUCUACUACAGGCUCGGGUUCGUAGAAGUCGCUGAUCAGCUCGAAGUUACCGAAUAUUUGAGAGACUCGUUGCAUUUUGUGGACAAACAACGAGUGGCCAUAUGGGGUUGGAGCUAUGGGGGCUUCGUGGCAGCCAUGUCGUUGGCACAACCUGACCAAGAUGUGUUUCAAUGCGGUAUAAGCGUGGCGCCAGUCGUUUCGUGGAAACUUUACGAUUCAGCAUACACCGAGAGAUACAUGGGUUUUCCAAACGUUGCAUCGAAUUUCAAAGGAUACGCUGAAUCGGAUGUGUACGACAAGGUGGAAUAUUUACGAAAUAAAAUGUUCUACCUUGUGCACGGUACUGCGGAUGAUAACGUUCAGUUUCAACAGUCUAUGGCACUCGCAAGACACCUUGCCAAGAAAGGGAUACUCUUCAGACAGCAGGUGUAUCCAGACGUGAGUCAUACUUUGGCAGGAGUUAAAGGUCAUCUGUACUUGUCAAUGGCUCAAUUUUUGGACGACUGUUUCCAAAAACAGACACCUACCGAUACGAAAGCUGGUCUAAUCGGCGGUGGAUCUAGUCUGUAGUUGUAUGUACAUAAUGUGAUUCAAGAAUCAAUCUAAUAAUUGUAAUGGAAUUCCAUACAUAAAUAUUACGUCUUAAUAUCUCCAAAUUGUGUUCCAUUUAUUAACAUCUGCAGAAAUAAAAAAUAUAUUUGAAUCACUUUAUAUAUUGACUAUAUAUGUUCUAAUGAAAGGGCACACGAACAAGAUUAAUUACGAGCAAUUUAAAUUACGCAUAUAGUCAAGAUUAGGUUAAUAAAAUAUAUCUGUACCUCGCCUUUGUACCUAAUGUAUACCUGUGUUUAUAAUUUCUUUUUCUACUCGAGUCUACAUUCUCAAUGUUUAAAUAUUAUCAUUGUAUUGUACUUUCGA
Colletes gigas is the source of this 3227-nucleotide messenger RNA. RefSeq names its product dipeptidyl aminopeptidase-like protein 6 (gene Dpp10). Gene Ontology annotation, biological process: proteolysis. Bases 240 to 2879 code for a protein of 879 amino acids. Gene Ontology annotation, molecular function: dipeptidyl-peptidase activity; serine-type peptidase activity. The transcript is spliced from 16 exons. NCBI's taxonomy places the organism in Eukaryota, Metazoa, Arthropoda, Insecta, Hymenoptera, Colletidae. The record is from RefSeq and is a predicted model, not a curated record.